GUGUGUGUGUGUAUAACUGUGUGUGUGUGUGUGUGUGUCAGCCAAAUGCUCUCAUGUGCUGCCUCUUGUUCGUCAUCAUCCUCGCAGCCCCUCCCUCCCCGUUAUCCCCCCUCUCUCUCUCUUCCCUCUGUCUCACCCGUCUCCUCUCCUCUCCUCUCACUCCUACUCACCGUACCGGCCCGUCCUCCGCCUCUGCCCGGCCAGACACCCAGUCAACACCCCGCCGACGACUCCACCAGCGGGGACACAGUACCCAUAGUGGGGGACAAACUAGCUGGGACACGACGAGACAGAGAGCUGAGAGUUGGGAGGAAAAACUGCGGGUCGCAUUGCAGCAUCUCAUCUUUUUACCUUCCAUCAGUGUUGUUCUUUAAGAGGAGAAACUAACUUUGUCCGCCAUGGAGAGAUGAGAGAUGAGAGAAUCAGCCCGGAGACUAAACUUGGACACAAACUGCGCCCUUCUGAGCAACAACCAACCAGCAGAGCAGAGGACCGUUAGGUUGUUUUAGCUAGCUAGCUAAGGUGGGACCCGGACGGACGACUUUGUGGACAUUUUUAUAACAAACAACACCGUCUUCUACCGCGUCACUACGGCGGGACAACACCAAAGAUGCUGUCGGGGCUGAGCGAGUGGUUCUGGCAGGAGCGGCUGUGGUUUCCGAAGGGCCUGGGCUGGGCUGACCUGGAGGAUCGGGAUGGACGAGUAUACGCCAAAGCCCAGGACUUGUGGGUGGCGCUGCCCAUCGCUUUCGUAUUCCUCAUUAUUCGUCAGGUCUUUGAAAGGACGGUGGCGACGCCCCUGGCUUCUCUGCUUGGGGUGAAAGAGAUAGUGCGGCUCAAAGUCCCUCACAAUUCCACACUGGAGUCCUACUACUGUAACAUUACCAAAAACCCCACACAGACUUCAAUAGCAAGUCUUUGCAAGCAGACCGGCCAUUCAGAAAGACAAGUGCAGCGAUGGUUCAGGAGACGAAGGAACCAGGACAGACCGAGUUUGCUCAAAAAGUUUCGAGAGGCCAGUUGGAGAUUUACCUUUUACCUUCUUGCUUUCAUUGCUGGCCUGGCCGCCCUCAUCGAUAAACCUUGGCUAUAUGACCUGAAGGAGAUGUGGCAAGGCUUCCCUGUGCUGACUCUCCUGCCAUCUCAGUAUUGGUACUACAUGAUUGAGCUGGGUUUCUACGGCUCUCUGCUCUUCAGUGUGGCUUCUGAUGUCAAACGAAAAGACUUCAAAGAACAGAUUGUUCACCACGUGGCGACCAUCCUCCUCAUCAGCUUCUCCUGGUGUGUUAACUACAUCCGCGCUGGAACUCUCAUCAUGCUGGUCCACGACUCCUCCGAUUACUUCCUUGAGUCUGCAAAGAUGUUCAACUAUGCCGGGUGGCGAAAUGCCUGUAACUACAUCUUCAUUGUAUUUGCUGGAAUCUUCAUUAUCACUCGGCUGUUCAUCUUCCCCUUCUGGAUUAUUUACUGUACGUGGGUUUACCCAGUGACAAUGUAUGAGCCCUUCUUUGGCUACUACUUUUUCAACGGACUUCUGAUGACUCUGCAGUGUCUACAUAUCUUCUGGGCUGUCCUCAUCAUACGCAUAGCAAUCCGCUUCCUCACCCACAAUGAAAAAGUGGACGAUGAAAGGAGUGACAAAGAUGAAACAGAUGAAUCAGAAGAGGAGGAAGCAGAGGAUGAUAAAAAGGACAUGAAGAAAAAUGGGCCAGUGCAGAACGGCCACAGAGUCCACAACAACAACCACAACAAGACAGAGUGAAAGCAAACAAGUGUCGGGACGACCGAAUGUGAGAAGGACUCAUAUCCCUCAGUGGGGGAGCCGGAGGGAGGGAUGAACAGAGAGAGAAAAGAAGAAGGGAUUGUGGGUUAGGGAGGGGGCAAGUCAUUCCCUUAAAACCAAGAACAGCAGGAGGAAAUUGGACACUGUUACUUUUGCACAACACAAAAACACUCACACACGUUCAUUCGUACUCUUAGAGGGCACAGAGAUCCAGCAGAUGGUAUACACUACAUUAAGUGGCAUGGCUCUUUUGCUUUGUCAUUAGAGAAAAAUGUAUCGUCGUCAGUCCCAAAAUUUCAAAGAGACAGGGGAGAAAAUGGACAGAGGAGGGGGGUGAUGCUGCUUCUACUUUAGCUUUCCUUGUUCUGUGUGCCUUAGAGCCAGCUAACGGCUGUUAAAAUGCCAUUUUUAAAAAGCUUUCUGCUUUAAUCUUGUGUCGCGUUGUUUCGUUGCACCUUUUUUUGUUUUCCAAUAGAAGAAACAAAAGAGAAUGAGUUUUAAGAAAGCGAGACAUUAGGGCAUUUAAUUCCCUAAUUUUCUGUCUAUGCAAUUACGUAAGUGUUCAGCUAUUGCAACGUCUUUGCACAAACAUACAGUGUCUCUUAUAUACUGUAAUAACUUGCAGUAGGACUGAGUGCCUCUGCUCUCCAAUGCGGCCUGUGCCAUUUAUAAAUUAACAUGCCUUAUAAGGUUUAAGAAGUAAAUUUGGGGUCAGUUUUGUACAUAAAAUCAAGACGAUUUCUUGUUUUAAUUUCAGUUCAAUUCUUAAUCCAGCAGCUAAUUAUGUUCAAUACCUUCUUCCAAAAGAGAUGUCUGACCUAUAAAGGUCAUCAGUCUCGGUUCUUUGCUGUUUGAUCAGUCAGAAAUGCCCAGAAUCACUGCAAUAUAAAUCACAGCUUCCUGCUAGUUCUGACGAAGCUGAAUGUGUUUCCUCUCUGGUUUGGCUGAAGCUGUUUGAUCCAGUUCAGAGUCUUGAAUCACGCUGAUGCUGCCAUCCACUGAAAAGUGGUUUGCUUUGUUGAAAAGCCAUGGAAUGGGACAGAUUUCCAGAUUUUACAAACGUGGGCCAGAUUUCUUCAAUCCACUGCCUUGUAGCCUGGGUUAUGUUUGUUAACCUGGGUUAGAAUUUUAAGUGUUGAUCUAAGUGAAUGAUUUUAGGUAUGAUUGUGUGUAUGAAACGGGUUUUACAGGUUAUUUGAUGUUAAGGAGGUAAAAUAUACUGAAAUCAAUUUUUAGCAGUUUAGUGUUUGUGAGGGAAUCAAGAGAUGAGUGUUGCAGUUCUGUUGUUAUGCUUUAAAAGUUGUUUGUACGUCAAGUGCCUUAUCUGUAAUGUAUGGGAAGCUCUCACUCCUGUCUUCAUGUCCGCUCGUUUUCUUUCCUGUCUCCACCUCACAUCACAGAUCCAACUCCAAGACUAGUAUCUCCUCACUCCUCUCAUCUCAUGUAUCACUCCUCUUCUUUAUAAAUUACCUUCCUCUCAGACUCGCCCUCAUUCCACCACCACGUUCUUUUUUACUAACCCAGACCAACCAGCAACCUCUCUUCCCGGUGAUACAGAAGAAACAGCUGUGUCCUAAUUACAGUGUUAUUUUUUUUCUUAUUUUGUAUUUUUUUUGUUUAAUGAUGCCUAAGUAUUGUUAUUAAUAAUAAAAGCAAAGAUCAUGAAUCACAA
This is a messenger RNA of Sebastes umbrosus (honeycomb rockfish), 3455 nucleotides long. Its product is annotated as ceramide synthase 2-like. Gene Ontology annotation, cellular component: membrane. The coding region runs from base 611 to 1762 and encodes 383 amino acids. Gene Ontology annotation, biological process: ceramide biosynthetic process. NCBI's taxonomy places the organism in Eukaryota, Metazoa, Chordata, Actinopteri, Perciformes, Sebastidae. The transcript is spliced from 11 exons. Gene Ontology annotation, molecular function: DNA binding; sphingosine N-acyltransferase activity. The record is from RefSeq and is a predicted model, not a curated record.